Aspergillus mulundensis is the source of this 2439-nucleotide messenger RNA. RefSeq names its product ATP-dependent 6-phosphofructokinase. The transcript is spliced from 2 exons. Bases 1 to 2439 code for a protein of 812 amino acids. Gene Ontology annotation, molecular function: fructose-6-phosphate binding; monosaccharide binding; AMP binding. Gene Ontology annotation, biological process: fructose 1,6-bisphosphate metabolic process; canonical glycolysis; fructose 6-phosphate metabolic process. Lineage: Eukaryota; Fungi; Ascomycota; Eurotiomycetes; Eurotiales; Aspergillaceae. Gene Ontology annotation, cellular component: cytoplasm; mitochondrion; 6-phosphofructokinase complex. The record is from RefSeq and is a predicted model, not a curated record.
AUGGCUCCCCAAACACUCACAACUCAACCUCCCCCUCCCAAGCGACGCCGCAUUGGUGUCCUCACCUCCGGAGGAGAUGCCCCCGGUAUGAACGGUGUAGUACGAGCGGUGGUCCGCAUGGCCAUCCACUCCGACUGCGAAGCCUACGCCGUCUACGAAGGAUACGAAGGUCUGGUGGAAGGCGGAGAUAUGAUCAGACAGCUGAACUGGGAGGAUGUCCGUGGAUUCCUUUCUCAGGGUGGUACUUUGAUCGGAUCUGCUCGAUGCAUGUCCUUCCGCGAGAGGCCUGGCCGUCUCCGCGCCGCCAAGAACAUGAUCAUGCGCGGAAUCGACGCAUUGGUCGUCUGCGGUGGUGACGGUAGUUUGACCGGUGCCGACGUCUUCCGCUCCGAAUGGCCCGGCCUCGUGGAGGAGCUGGUGAAGAAGGGAGAAUUGACCUCAGAACAGGUCGCGCCGUACAAGGUGUUGAACAUUGUCGGUCUUGUGGGAUCCAUUGACAACGACAUGUCCGGUACAGACGCCACCAUUGGUUGCUACUCAUCUUUGACCCGUAUCUGUGACGCUGUCGACGACGUCUUUGACACUGCAUUUUCUCACCAGCGAGGUUUCGUUAUCGAGGUUAUGGGCCGCCACUGCGGUUGGUUGGCUCUGAUGGCCGCCAUCAGCACGGGUGCAGACUGGCUCUUCAUUCCCGAGAUGCCUCCGAAGGACGGCUGGGAGGAUGUUAUGUGCGCGAACAUUACAAAGGUGAAAUCCCAAAAUCUUUUUGAAGUACGAAAUGCUAACUCGUUGCAGAACCGUCGGGAACGGGGCAAGCGCCGAACUAUUGUCAUCAUUGCCGAAGGAGCGCAGGACCGCCAGCUCAACAAGAUCACCAGCGACCGGGUCAAGGACAUCCUUACCGAGCGCCUCGGACUCGACACCCGUACUACGAUUCUUGGACACACCCAAAGAGGAGGUGCUGCCUGCGCUUAUGAUCGGUGGCUGGCGACGUUGCAGGGUGUCGAGGCGGUCCGCGCCGUGUUGGACAUGAAGCCGGACACUCCCUCCCCGGUUAUCACCAUCCGCGAGAACAAGAUCCUGCGCACACCCUUGAUGGAUGCCGUCAAGGCCACGCAGGAAGUUACUCAGCACAUCAAGAACAGAGACUUUGAGAAGGCCAUGUUGCUGCGCGACUCGGAAUUCAAAGAGUACCACUUUGCCUACCUCAAGACCGCCACACCCGACCACCCCAAGCUUUCUCUGCCUGAAGGAAAGAGAAUGCGUAUCGCCAUCGUCCACGUUGGCGCCCCCGCCGGAGGCAUGAACCAAGCCACUCGGGCAGCGGUAGCCUACUGCCUCACCCGCGGCCACACCCCGUAUGCCAUUCACAACGGUUUCCCCGGCUUAAUCCGUCACCACGCCGAUGAACCCAUCAGCUCUGUCCGCGAGGUCAAGUGGCAAGAAACCGACGCAUGGGUUAACGAAGGCGGCUCAGACAUCGGCACAAACCGCGGACUCCCCUCAGAAGACUUCGACGCAACAGCCAGGUGCUUUGAGAAGCACAAGUUCGACGCCCUCUUCGUAGUCGGUGGCUUCGAAGCCUUCACAGCAGUCUCUCAACUCCGCCAAGCCCGCGACAAAUACAACGCCUUCAAAAUCCCCAUGGUCGUCCUCCCCGCCACCAUCUCCAACAACGUCCCCGGCACAGAAUACUCCCUCGGAAGCGACACCUGUCUCAACGCCCUCGUCGAAUUCUGCGACACAAUCCGCCAAUCCGCCUCCUCCUCCCGCCGCCGCGUCUUCGUCAUCGAAACCCAAGGCGGUAAAUCCGGCUACAUCGCCACAACCGCCGGUCUCGCCGUCGGCGCUGUGGCAGUGUACAUCCCCGAAGAGGGCAUCGACAUCAAGAUGCUAGCCCGAGACAUCGACUUCCUCCGCGACAACUUCGCCCGCGACAAGGGCGCCAACCGCGCCGGAAAGAUCAUCAUGCGCAACGAGACCGCGUCCCCCACAUACACGACGCAAGUCAUCGCCGACAUGAUUAAAGAAGAAGCCAAGGGCCGCUUUGAGUCCCGCGCCGCUGUCCCCGGCCACUUCCAGCAGGGCGGCAAGCCCAGUCCGAUGGACCGCAUCCGCGCCCUGCGCAUGGCCAUCAAGUGCAUGAUGCACCUGGAGAGCUACGCCGGCAAGAGCGGCGACGAGAUCGCCGCGGACGAGAUGUCGGCUACGGUGAUCGGCAUCAAGGGCUCGCAGGUCCUGUUUUCCGUGAUGGGCGGCGAGAACGGGCUUGAGAAGGUGGAGACGGACUGGGCGCGGCGCCGCCCCAAGGCCGAGUUCUGGCUGCAGCUGCAGGAUACGGUGAAUAUUUUGAGUGGAAGGGCGGGCGCGAAGGCGCUGUGGACUGGGUAUGAGGAGGAGGGUCGGACGCAGCCUUCGACUCCGGCGCAUCUGACUUAA